Molecule: messenger RNA, 975 nt
Organism: Durotheca rogersii
Lineage: Eukaryota; Fungi; Ascomycota; Sordariomycetes; Xylariales; Xylariaceae
Exons: 2
Coding region: 1-975 (324 amino acids)
Cellular component (GO): nucleus
Source: RefSeq, a predicted model, not a curated record
AUGGUCUCGCGCUUCGUGUCGGGCGGCACGAUUGUUGGUGACGGUGGCAGUGGCCGCAGCAACAGUAGUAACCACCAUGAACCGCGCCCUGCACCGACACCCCAGACAACGCUCGCCCCCGCCUCGACGCCAACGGCCGUGUCACCGCCGAAGACGGUGCGGUGGGGGGGUAGGGAGGAGGAUAGCGGGGGAGAGGGCAGCGACAGGGGAAUGGGCGCGGGGGGAGACGCCACGCGCACACGUAGCGUCGAGUGGGAGGCUGUGCAGCGCGACCUCGAGGCGGACCGUCGGCGGCGCGAGGAAGCGCGCCGCGCGCGGAUCGAGGGCGGCGGAGCAGGGGAGAACAGGUCCCUGUACGAUAUACUGCAGGCGAACAAAGCGGCAAAGCAGGCGGCGUUCGAGGAGCAGAACCGGCUGCGGAACCAGUUCCGAGCCCUCGACGACGACGAGGUGGCCUUCCUCGACGACGUGCUGGACGGGCGGCGCGGCGAGGAAGAGCGCGUGCGCCGCGAGACCGAGGAGCGGCUCGCCGGGUUCCGCGAGGCGCAGAGGGCCGCUGCCGCCGCGGCAGCAGCAGCGGCGGCGGCGGCCGAGGGAGACACGGGGGAUGUCGACGAUCGUAAAACUGGCGAUGGCGAGUUGAGCUCGGUCGCGUGGGGCGGGGCCAGGAAGCGCAAGAGGGAGAGGGAGAGGGAAGGGGUGGUAAGAGGUCUGCUGAAGAGGAGGACGAGCGUAACCGAGAAAGAAAACGAGGCGGCAGCGCCUGAGGUGAGGUCCGGGUCGGGAGAUGGCGAGACACGGACCGAUACUUCUACCGCUGCUUCUACGCCAGCCACCAACACCGACGCGGACCGCGGCUCCCCAGCUCCCCGUAUUCCGCCGGCGGCGGAAGAGAAACCGAAGGCUCCAGCCGCGAAACCAGCGCAAUCUAAGCUGAGUCUCGUGGAUUACGGCUCAGACGAGGACGACGACUAG